UGUUCUGGGUUUAUCCAAACAAACACUAGGAUAGCAAUUGGAGCUUCCAUUUCUCCAGUCUCAUCCUAUGCCAGCGACCAAUACGAUGUCACCAUUCUCAUAUGGAAGGAUCCAAAGCUAGGGAAUUGGUGGAUGGGAUUUGGAGACAAUACACUUGUAGGGUACUGGCCAGCGGAGUUAUUCACACACUUGGCAGAGAAGGCGACGAUGGUGGAAUGGGGUGGCGAGGUGGUGAACGCAAGAGCCAACGGUGAGCACACCGCCACGCAAAUGGGUUCGGGUCAUUUCGCUGAAGACGGGUUUGGGAAAGCAAGCUAUUUCCGAAACCUUGAGAUCGUGGACUCGGACAACAGCCUCAGCUCGGUCCGAGGUGUGUCAACUUUGGCUGAGAACACCAAUUGCUACAACAUCGAGAGCUCGUACAACAAUGAAUGGGGCACGCACUUCUACUAUGGUGGCCCUGGCAAAAAUUCACGAUGCCCUUAAAUCCAUAUUAUAUGAUUAAUUACUGAUCCAUCAUGUGUGCUCCAAUUAAUGAAGUAUUUACUUUAGUUAAUUGCAUUAUAUAUAUAAAUUUUCAAAUUCUUUAAUUAUGUAAUUAUAAGAAUAUGCUAUUUCCAUUCUUGUUUCUGUAUU
This is a messenger RNA of Prunus avium (sweet cherry), 636 nucleotides long. Lineage: Eukaryota; Viridiplantae; Streptophyta; Magnoliopsida; Rosales; Rosaceae. The record is from RefSeq and is a predicted model, not a curated record.